ACAUAUUUUAAUCCUUCUAUAACUAAAUAAUAUAUGGAAAUAAACUGUUCAAGCGAUACAUAUAAAAGUGGUAUUGAUUCCAAUGAAAAUAAUAAAACACCUAUAUAUGGUUUUCCUGCUGAUCAAACAAUGGAGUUUGAUAUUCGCAAGAACCGAUGGACAUAUGAAGAUAAAGAUGGGAAUGAAUAUGAAUAUGAUGAACAGCGGCGUAUUUGGGUUUUAUCUGUAUGGAUGAAGAAUUAAUACGUCUUCAACAAAAUGCUUACUCUGUUGAAGGAGUAGAUGAAACAAUUCCAAUAGAUAUACGAAAAAAAAAUAGGAAGAGGAUGGAUGAAAAAGGAAAAGAUGAAUAUUUAUCUUCAAAAAAAAAAAAUCUAGGAACUUCGAAGAACACAGCAGUCUAUGUCUCUAAUCUUCCUCCGGAUGUAACAGAAGAUGAAAUAAAAGAAACGUUUUCAAAAUGUGGCUUAAUUAGUGAAAAUAUUGAUACAGGCAAGCCCAGAAUUAAAAUUUAUCUAAAUGAGCAAGGUGAACCAAAGGGUGAUGCAGUAGUAGUAUUUUUCAGAGAAGAAAGUGUUAAACUUGCUAUUCAGCUUUUAGAUGAUACGUAUUUACGCCUAGAAGAUAGACAUGGCCAAAAAAUAAAAGUACAAGAGGCAGAUACGUCAUAUAAAAAAUCUCAAAACAAUCCAGUGAAACGAUCUUCUAAUGAGAAACGAAAAUUGCAACAGAAAAUGAAAAAAUUGAAUAAUAAGAUAUCAGAAUGGGAUGAUGAUACUACUACUACUUCUGGAAGAUGGUCGAAAGUUGUUAUUUUAAAGCAUAUGUUUACAUUGAAAGAGCUUGAAGAGGAUAUCACUCUUAUAAUAGAUCUUAAACAAGAUAUUCUUGAAGAAUGUUCCAAAAUAGGAAAUGUUACAAAUAUAGUUUUAUUCGAUUUAGAGCCAGAUGGGGUUGUCAGUGUACGAUUUUCUGAUGAGGAAAGUGCAUUAGUAUGUGUUAAGACAAUGAAUGGUCGUUACUUUGGAGGGAAAAUAGUAAGUGCAGAAAUCUAUGAUGGUAAAGUUCGAUAUCGAAAAAGUAGCAAUAAAAAUACAGAUGAUGCAGAUGAACAAGCUAGAUUAGAAAAAUUUGGAGAAUGGCUUAAAUCUGGGGAAUGAAUUUUUUAUAGAUAGAACAUUUAAACGUUCAAUAUCCGAAAAUGUCUA
Molecule: messenger RNA, 1208 nt
Organism: Pneumocystis murina B123
Lineage: Eukaryota; Fungi; Ascomycota; Pneumocystomycetes; Pneumocystales; Pneumocystaceae
Exons: 7
Coding region: 228-1160 (310 amino acids)
Biological process (GO): mRNA splicing, via spliceosome
Cellular component (GO): U2 snRNP; U2-type spliceosomal complex
Molecular function (GO): RNA binding
Source: RefSeq, a predicted model, not a curated record